This is a messenger RNA of Xenopus laevis (African clawed frog), 6013 nucleotides long. RefSeq names its product patatin-like phospholipase domain-containing protein 7 (gene pnpla6.S). Lineage: Eukaryota; Metazoa; Chordata; Amphibia; Anura; Pipidae. The record is from RefSeq and is a predicted model, not a curated record. Bases 196 to 4212 code for a protein of 1338 amino acids. The transcript is spliced from 37 exons.
UGUCAGCUGAGCGCUGCCUAGUGAAGCGGAGAGCUCUGGGAGCGAGAGGGACACACUGAGCCAGGGCUGCCGGGGCAUUAGAUACAUUGUGCAACACAGGGGCUGCAAGGAAUCAGGCGCUCUGGGCUUUUCUUCCUUUCUUAUGUGUCCACGUGGCACCCUCCAACCUGUACUCAUGUCAACCUCCAGAGAGAUAUGGCCGAGGAUAACGGCAGCUGCAUGGAGCCGGCCCUGUCCAUGGGAAUAGACCUGCGCACCCGCGUGCUCCAGUUUGUGGAAGACCGGCUGCAGACCACCAUGUGGACGGGAAUCUUGAUCGGGGCCCUGGUCGCCAUCUCCAUCAUUGGAGUGAUCGUCUUCAUUGUAUACAAGAAGUUUAGACAGUCCAAGCAGCCGCAUUCAGACGUGCCACGAUAUCGAUUCCGCAAGAGGGACAAAAUGAUGUUUUAUGGGCGCAAGAUCAUGAGGAAGGUCACCACCCUGCCGAACACCCUCGUGGGAAACGCAGUCUCCAGGCCGAGAACCAGGAAAAAACCUAGAGUGCUGUCUCUGGCUAAAAGGAUACUCCGCUUUAAGAAGGAAUACCCAACCCUGCAGAAAAAGGAGCCACCCCCUUCUCUGCUGGAGGCUGACCUUACUGAGUUUGAUGUGAAAAACUCCCAUUUACCUUCAGAAGUUCUGUACAUGCUGAAGAACGUCAGGGUGCUGGGGCACUUUGAGAAGCCCCUAUUCCUGGAGCUGUGCAAGCACAUGGUUUUUGUUCAGCUGCACGAGGGGGAGUACAUCUUCCGGCCCGGCCAAUUGGAUAACAGCAUCUACGUGGUGCAAGAUGGCACGUUGGAAGUGUGCAUCCAAGAGAGCGACGGCACCGACGUGGUGGUGAAGGAGGUGUUGGCAGGGGACAGCGUGCACAGCUUGCUCAGUAUCCUCGAUGUUAUAACUGGACACCCGGCUCCUUACAAAACGGUUUCAGCCAGAGCUGCCACAGCCUCCACCAUCCUGCGCCUCCCAGCCAAUGCCUUUCAGGACGUCUUUGCCAAAUACCCAGAGACCCUUGUGAGGGUGGUGCAGAUUAUCAUGGUCCGACUUCAGAGAGUAACAUUCUUAGCUCUGCAUAACUACCUGGGUCUGACUACCGAGCUCUUCAAUUCUGAGAGCCAGGCCAUUCCUCUGUUAUCUGUGGCCAGUCUGACCAGCACGGGUGGAGGUAAUAAGGCUGUCAGGAGGCAGGUGUCCAGCAUGUCGGCCGAAGAGGAGCAUGGAGAGAAAAGUAUAGAGCAACAGCCGGAGUCUGACCAAGGAAACCUUGACCCAAGCAAAUUUUCAUCAGUUGAUGGAAGUGGCCACAAGCGGAGCCGUUCCUCUUCCAGCAUUGCCGAAAUCCCAGGCAGUCCCAAGGCAGCUAAAUCCGAUAUGGACAUGGCGUAUGAGCGAGCGCGAGUGAGCAUAACCCUCGAUGACAUUCCGCAGAGCCCCGUCAUGAACAAGCCCAUCCUGAAGAAGUCGGUAACCGUCACGGAAACGCCAUCAGCUGUGUACCACUACAAAGAAGAAGAUCUCGUCAUACCCGAAUUCAGCGUCAACAGGCACUUGAACGCCAUGUUUGAGGCAGCCAAAAAAGAUCUGUCGACCCUUAUCAAGCUUCAGGACCCCACUCUGCUGAAUGGAAGGGUUACUCUGCAUCAAGUCAAUGGUUCUGGAACCAUUUUAUCCAGACAGGGGGACCAGGACGUCAACAUUCGCUUCGUGAUAUCGGGGCUCCUCCACGUUUACCAGAGGAAAAUUGACCGGGAGGAGGAGACCUGCCUUUUCAUCACGCACCCUGGGGAGUUGGUGGGACAGCUCGCAGUUUUAACGGGAGAACCACUCAUCUUCACCAUCAAAGCCAAUCGCGACUGCACCUUCCUCUCCAUCUCCAAAUGCCACUUCUAUGAGAUUAUGAGGGAGCAGCCCAGCGUGGUACUCGGAGUGGCGCACACUGUUGUCAAGCGGAUGUCCCCCUUCGUCAGGCAAAUCGACUUUGCAUUGGAUUGGAUGGAAGUGGAGGCCGGCCGGGCCGUUUACAGGCAGGGGGACAAGUCCGACUGUACCUACAUUGUACUGAACGGGCGCCUUCGCUCGGUCAUCAGGAAGGAUGAUGGGAAAAAGCAGCUGACUGGUGAAUACGGGCGUGGAGACCUUAUUGGGGUGGUAGAAGCCCUGACUCACCAGCCGAGAGCCACCACUGUGCACGCCGUUCGAGAUUCCGAGCUCGCCAAGUUACCCGAGGGGGCCCUGACCUCCAUCAAACGCAAAUUUCCCCAGGUGGUGACCCGGCUCAUCCACUUACUCGGGGAGAAGAUUCUUGGCAGCCUGCAGCAGGUGAAUGGCCCUCUUACAGGGCACAGCCUGGGUCUCAGUACAACUGGCAGCAAGUGGGAUUCCAGCAACCCGGCCAGUAACCUUUCCACCGUCGCCAUCUUGCCGGUGUCUGAAGAAGUUCCUCUGACGGCCUUUGCUCUUGAACUGAAGCAUGCGCUGAGCGAUGUGGGCCCCACCUUGCUGCUCAAUAGCGACAAUAUCAAGCAGCGUCUGGGCUCCGCCGCUCUAGACAGUGUCCAUGAGUACAGACUGUCCAGCUGGUUGGGGCAACAAGAGGACAUUCACCGAAUUGUUCUGUAUCAGUCGGACUAUUGCCUGACACCAUGGACUCAGCGCUGUAUCCGGCAGGCAGACUGCAUCCUCAUAGUGGGGCUAGGUGAGCAGGAACCCACUGUCGGAGAGCUAGAGAAGAUGUUGGAGAAUACGGCCGUCCGGGCCCAGAAACAACUCGUCCUGCUCCAUAAGGAAGAUGGGCCCCCUCCGUCCCGCACAGUUGAGUGGCUGAACAUGAGGAGCUGGUGCUCUGGUCAUUUACAUCUUAGCUGCCCCCACCGGGUCUUCUCCAAGAGGAGCCUGCCCAAGCUGAUCGAAAUGUACGAACGGGUUUCCCAGAAGCCUCCAGACCGACACUGUGAUUUCUCCCGGCUCGCCCGUGCGCUGACUGGCAACACCAUCGCCUUAAUCUUGGGAGGAGGAGGAGCCAGGGGCUGCUCCCAGGUUGGAAUCAUCAAGGCGCUCAUUGAGUCCGGCAUCCCCAUCGACAUGGUGGGGGGCACAUCUAUAGGAGCCUUCAUGGGGGCCCUGUACGCUGAGGAGCGCAGCUUUAACCGCAUGAAGAUCCGGGCGCGGGAGUGGUGUAUGGACAUGACAUCUGUAUGGAAGAAGGUUCUGGAUCUGACAUAUCCGACCACCUCCAUGUUUUCUGGUGCAGCCUUCAACAAGAGCAUCAGCAGCAUCUAUAAAGACAAACAGAUAGAGGAUCUGUGGAUCCCGUAUUUUAACAUCACCACCGACAUUACCGCCUCCGCCAUGCGGAUUCACACGGACGGCUGCCUGUGGAGAUACGUGCGUGCCAGUAUGUCUCUGUCUGGGUAUAUGCCACCUCUCUGUGACCCCAAGGAUGGGCACCUCCUGAUGGACGGGGGAUACAUAAACAACCUGCCAGCUGAUGUCGCUCGGUCGAUGGGUGCUAAAGUGGUCCUCGCCAUCGACGUGGGCAGCAGAGACGAAACGGAUCUUACAAACUACGGAGAUGCCCUCUCAGGCUGGUGGCUGCUGUGGAAGCGCUGGAACCCGCUGGCAGAGAGAGUCAAGGUCCUGAACAUGGCGGAAAUCCAGACCCGUCUCGCCUACGUGUGCUGUGUCCGCCAGCUGGAAAUGGUCAAGAACGAUGACUACUGCGAGUAUAUCCGCCCCCCCAUUGACCGCUAUGGCACCCUGGAGUUCGGCAAGUUCGACGAGAUCUGUGAUGUGGGGUACCAGCAUGGCAAGACCGUGUUCAACGUUUGGGGGCGCAGCGGGGUCAUUGACAAGAUGCUGAAGGACCGACAGGAUACCUGCAAAGCCAAGACGUCUGAUAUAAACACCUGCCCCAAUGCCUCUUUCACUGACCUGGCAGAGAUCGUGUCCCGCAUUGAGCCUGUGAAGACGGCGGCCAUGGAUGAUGAGUCUGAUUAUCAGACAGAAUAUGAAGAUGAAGAGAUCCCCGACUCCCAGAAAGAGGAUUAUCUCAACUUCCUGAGCACCCAGAACAAUGACGAUGUCUCCGAUAGCGAUGAAGAAGGGGUAAUGGAGGUGAGGCAGCGCCCUGCAGUGAAAUGGCGCCAGGACAGAACCCAGGAGAACAGCUGAACCCGACCCUGUUCAGGAGAUCAAGAGAUGGUUCUCCACCUGUCCCCUGCAUCAGAACCUCCUGCAUCAGCGGUUCUUCUGCUUUGUGUGGUUCUAGAUAUAUAUUUAUAUAUAUAGAUCUAUAUUUGCGGCCGGGCCCCAUAAAGACGCAAUAAAGCCUGUAGCACGCAUGGGCGCGUGAUGGACACGAGAAUAUUUUUUGUUUGGAAGGAGCCAAAAAUCUAUACAAGCCUUAAAAUCAUAACAUGCAUUUCAUUGCUUAGUAACAGGCUCUAGCUAUAUACAGUAUAUACUCGGUUCAGCACUGGGUCAUACCAUAAUCAUAGAGUAGCAUCCAUCACUCGGUCAUCUCAUUAAUAUAGUCUAGCUUCCAGCAUUGGAUCAUACCAGUAAUACAGAGUACCAUACAUUACUGGGUCAUACCACUGUUAUACUGUACAUCUACUGUAUCUCUGAGUCAUCCCAUUAUUAUAGUCUAGCUUGCAGCCUUGGAUCAUACCAUUAUUACAAAGAACCAUUCAUUACUGGGUCAUUCCAUUAUUCUAGUCUAGCUUCCAUCACUGGAUCAUACCAUUAUUAUUAUUAAAGCAUCCAACACUGAAGCAUACUGUUAUUAUAUAGUAGCAUAGCACUGGGUCAUACCAUUAUAAUAGAGUAGCAUACCCAGUUAUGAACUCAGCAGCAUGGAUGUGCUUAUGGGAUUAUACUGGAAGUAGUCCCCCAGGCACCCCUGAUAUCUGCUUCUACCCCAAAGUCAGACACUGGAUGAGGAGAGGGGGGGGGCUGUGUUCGGAAUCAAAAUGCUCAAUAACUUGCUCAGUGUUUCUAGAUCUGGCUUCUUCUGUGUCCAGGUCCUAACAAUAAAGGGGACAUUAGGUUUAUUAUCCAGUAAUUGAAGCUCCUGGUUUGUGGUGUUUAUUAUCUUAGCCAACUCCCUACCCCUUGCUUUGUGCAAAGGUGGGCCCCAGUCAUUGUGAACAGCACUUUAUCCUUCCCAAUGAGCUCCUUUCUCCCAGCUCCCUUACCAUUUAAUGUACCUGUACCAAAAACUCCCAGUAAGCUACUCUCCCGUUCCCCCCUCGCCUUAUCACCACUGGAUUUCCAAGGUAAAUGUAAAAAGGGAAGUCCCAGCAGCCUGGCAUGGAGGGUGGGGGUCUCUGUGACUAUUGGCUGUGGAAUUCUGUACAUAUGAAUGACAGUAGGUAGGGGAGGAGACCAGACUGGACUUUUAAUUCAGCAAGGUUCCCCCCACGGCACAGGGAUGAGCCGCCAUAUUGAAUGUGGCAACAACACCCAACAGCAAAGUUUCAACCAGUGAUAUUUAAUGUUUAGCUCCCCAGUUGUUAGUAGAAAGCUGGAGGGCCCCAGGUUGACAAUCACCUCCCUCCCAUAAGUCUUUGUGACAUCAUCAGUUGACUCCAUCCUAUCAGCACCAAACGUUGGCUUAGGGAUUUCUCUUUAAUUUACUACAAUAUUGCUUUUUUUUUGCUGCCUAGCGCUAAUGCCCCUGGUACCAUACCCCUCCCUGCAGGCCCGGACUGGCAAUCUGUGGGUUCUGGCAAAUGCCAGAGGGGCUGCUGUAUGGUUCCAUAGCAAGUUACUAUAUAGGGGGCUGUUUGGGCCUCUGUGUACUUGGAAUGGCAGGGCCUAUUUUGAUUUCCAGUCCAGGCCUGCCUCCCUGCAUUGCCAAGGGGGCAGCUGACUGUGUGUGGCAUUUUGCCUUGGGAUAACGGGUGCAUUUAGUAGCGACUGCACAUGUACUAACAAAUUUUUUUUACAAUAAAAGGCGUUUGACACCAAA